Molecule: messenger RNA, 333 nt
Organism: Penicillium cosmopolitanum
Lineage: Eukaryota; Fungi; Ascomycota; Eurotiomycetes; Eurotiales; Aspergillaceae
Product: Dabb family protein
Exons: 3
Coding region: 1-333 (110 amino acids)
Source: RefSeq, a predicted model, not a curated record
AUGGUCGUUUCCCACGUUGUACUCCUGUCCUUCAAAUCUGGCAUCAGUGAUGCCCAAAAGGAAGAAGCUUUGACUAGCCUCCGCAUGAUCAAGGAAAAAGCGGUGCAUCCAACAUCCGGCAAGCCUUUGGUCAAGUCACUGAUUGGCGGUAAAAAUAACUCUCCAAAGGGGUAUAAUAAGGGUUACGAUUACGCUUUCACCUGGGAUUUUGAAACACCCGAAGAUCGAGAUUACUACACAUUCAAGGACCCUUACCAUACUUCGAUCACUCCUGUUAUUUUAGAUGCAAUUGAGAACAUCAUUGUGGUAGACUUUACCCCACACGAGUUCUGA